AUGGCCGGCACAGCAAUUACAAUCUCCAUAGCCUCCGUAGUACUCCUCCUUUUUGUUCUACCGGCGAUCUCGGCGGCAGCGAAAAAUCACAGAGACAGUAGUUUUAUCCGUGACAAAUGCAACGCAACUUUGUACCCUGAUCUCUGCUACGAAACCCUUACUGCCCACACCAGUGAGGUGGAAGGAAGCAUUUCAAAGCUCACUCGCGUUGCCGUUCAAUACAGCUUCAAUACUACUCGUAACGCUAACGAUUACAUUAAGGUUCACCAAAUCCCAUCCAAAUCACGAAUGGCAGUGGUUCUAAGGAUCUGCGCGAGCAGCUUCGAUGUGGCCAUUCUUGACACGCAACGCUCGCAGUCGGAAAUGGACAACCUGAAGGGAUUCUCCAAGGAGUCUUUGGAGUUGCAGAUUAAAGAAAUGAAGACGUGGUUGAGCACCGCAUUUACAAACGAGGAAAAGUGUGCAAACCUGUUGGGCAACCUACCUAAUGGCCCUCUGACGUUGGAUGCAUAUAAUCUGGCGGUGACAGGAAAGAAAUUCACAAGCAUUGCACUUGGCUUGAUGAAUAAGUGGUCCACAGAAGUUGCACCUUUGGUGGCAGAUUCUGACCGCCCAUAA
This is a messenger RNA of Telopea speciosissima, 618 nucleotides long. RefSeq names its product 21 kDa protein-like. The transcript has a single exon. The coding region runs from base 1 to 618 and encodes 205 amino acids. Gene Ontology annotation, biological process: negative regulation of catalytic activity. Lineage: Eukaryota; Viridiplantae; Streptophyta; Magnoliopsida; Proteales; Proteaceae. Gene Ontology annotation, molecular function: enzyme inhibitor activity. The record is from RefSeq and is a predicted model, not a curated record.